Candidozyma haemuli is the source of this 5034-nucleotide messenger RNA. It is a transcript of the gene RIM15, whose product is annotated as protein kinase. The record is from RefSeq and is a predicted model, not a curated record. Lineage: Eukaryota; Fungi; Ascomycota; Pichiomycetes; Serinales; Metschnikowiaceae. The coding region runs from base 1 to 5034 and encodes 1677 amino acids. The transcript has a single exon. Gene Ontology annotation, molecular function: protein serine/threonine kinase activity; ATP binding. Gene Ontology annotation, biological process: phosphorelay signal transduction system; peptidyl-serine phosphorylation. Gene Ontology annotation, cellular component: cytoplasm; nucleus.
AUGGCUGAACAGGCGUCAGACCACAACAGUAACAAGCAGCCGACACAGCUGGCGGGUCUUCUACAUCCGGAUCAUAUAUCCCUGAGGAAUUCGCCGGCGGAUCCGCCUCUGAAUGCCAUGUUUCACGAUCCGGAAUACGACACUGACGCACAUGUGGCUGACCGUAAAGACUUGAGGUCAAUAUCGCCUCUUGAGGUUACUGGAGAAGAAAGCAAGAGUAAUGUGGGCCAUGACUUCACUGAUGUGUUGAAGGAGCAGAUUGACUUGCGUCUCGCAUCGAAUAACCCAGCCGUGGUGAUGGAAUUGGACCUAGACGGGAAUAUCCGUUAUAUGCUGAAGAACUGGGAGCUUGUGGUGGGUACACUGGUAAAGAAGCUUGUGGGUAAGCCUAUACUGAAUAUUCUUAUAGGUUCUUCUGACCAAGACUUGCAAGUAUUCAAUAAUGCCAUUACUCAGAUGAUCCAGGACAAUGCCUCGUAUAAGGUUAAGUUCCUUACGGCUACAAAUGAUGUCUACAAAAGGGAGGUUACAGACGAUGAAGAUAAAGAUGAUCCUGAAGAACGUGGACCGGUAUCUUUAGAACACGAGCAGGAACUAGAAGGAUCAGUCGAACCGGCUAAGCGGAGCCCUGCCUCUUCAAUUGGCGAAAGCACAUUUGACAAUGCGUCUACAAACUCACAGGUUUCCAAUAACGGUGACGUAAUUGAACUAGAAGCACAAGGUAUUCUUAUCCUUGACAGUAAAACAAACCUUCCAUCUUACUCGAUAUGGACCAUCAAACCGUUUGUUCACAUAGACAUGGAGCUCACGAUCCCUGAGGCGCUUUUUGAUCUUUUGGGAUUCGGCUCGGAGAUUUUUGAAGGCUACUUAUUGAGCCUUAAGGAAGCUGGAAUUUUAGACGAGGACUCUGUCCCUGACCCAAAGCUAAUAUUGUGCCAUAUUUGUGAGACUAACAUCCCAGCGUGGUUCAUUGAAAAGCACUCAGACUUGUGCAUUGUCGAGCAUAGAGUAUCGGAAGAGCUUCAGUCUUGCCAUGAUGCUCUCGCAGACCAACGAGAUUUGAUAUUGAAGGUCUCGGACAGUCUCUGGCUGCAACAGUUUGAGUCACACAGCGGAUCGCUGAGCUCCUUGCUGACACUAAGCUCAAAUUCCUCCACAUCCUCGGUAGCGUCUGGAAACGUUUACGAGUACAAAGGAAUCCCACUACCGUCCAUGAGUUCGGAAGGGUUAUCGCCCCGUGGAAAUGUUCCUCUGUUGAAGACAAUCACCAGGAACUCCAUUCUACGGACCCGAAAGUUACCCUUUGGAAUUCUACUGAGGCUUCUUGAGUAUUGCGACGAGGCUCUUAACAUUAAUCCCGCAGAUAAAGAUGAUGAAACAGGUGAAUUACAGUUCUCUCCAAAUACAGAACGUGCUAUCAGUGCUGUCAUGAAUUGGAAGGCCCUUGAAACAUCCGAUCCAGCUAUUAAGAGGAUGGUUGAAGAUACUCAGCAGCUGGUGAAUGAAAAAAUGGAAUCACUCACAAGACUUAUUUCCAUUAUUCAGUAUGGGGACAAGAUCAAGCAAGAAGUGGAUAGUCUCGUUCUACAAUCAGUCAAAGACACAGUAUCAAAAAUCAGAGAAAAGACUUAUCAACAAGAAAAUCCUGAUCAUAAACCUCGUACGCAAUCCUCGAGGUCAAACUUCCGUCACAGAUCAACAUCUUCGAGUGAUUCGCUGUUUAGUCACAGGAAUUCAGACUCCAGCUCUGCAACUGGAUUUCCUUUCAUAUCUGCAUCGCCUUCUGCAUUACCACCGCUGCCACUUUCUCAGCCUGGGAAUUUGCAUUCUCCACAACCUUCUCGUGUGAGAAGUCCACCGUCUAGACUAUUAGGUGAGCCCUACGAAAAUAGACCAAGGCUCUCUUCAUCAACAUCGCCGCAUUCCAUUACCCCAAGAGAUCUUCUCAAAGACAGAGUUAGUCCACUGAUAGAGGAAAUCACACGACUGGUCUCUCGUCCAGGCUCUGCAGCAUCUUCUCACUCUUCUCAGACUCGUCAAAGCAGAAAAGAUGUCGAAGAAGCAUUGAAGGACCUUGAUAUCACAAGACGACCUCCUGAGCUUGCAUCUGAUGCAUCUACAGUGUCGUCUCCAAGGCGUCAUCUUUCACCUGCCCCAUACACUGAGCGUCCAAACUUUAACUCCUUCCAAAGGAACUUCGGUUCACGUAUGGAGUCAUCGCCAUUAAGUUCUCCCUCAAUGACGCAUUCUGAUAUGAAUGAUGAUGUUCCAGCCGUCCCUCCUGCUUCCUUGUCUAAGAAAAGAACAAGCUCAUCUGGAAGUAACAGCUUGCCUACUUUGAUAACCAGUCAACAAAGUACGCCGUUGCAAUUAAGCUCUGCUUCUUAUACCCCAGGUCAUAACAGAAACAGUUCAUCUUUCUCAAGCAAGCCUCCGUUGUCACCAUUACUUGUUUCACAGACACCAACGUCCAAACCUUCGAAUGGAGGAAUCAGGGACUACGAGAUUAUCAAGGCUAUCAGUAAAGGUGCUUUUGGUGCUGUGUUUUUGGCUAAAAGAAGACUUACCGGUGACUAUGUUGCCAUUAAAUGUCUUAAGAAGAGAGAUAUGAUUGCGAAGAAUCAGGUUCUUAAUGUCCGAUCUGAGCGGGCGGUUAUGAUGAAGCAAACCGAUUCACCAUAUGUUGCUCAACUUUACAGCAGUUUCCAGACUAAGGAUUACCUAUACUUGGUCAUGGAAUAUUUGAAUGGUGGUGACUGUGCGACGUUGUUAAAGAUGUUGGGAACCUUAGGAGACAAAUGGGCCAAGAGGUAUAUCGCCGAAGUCAUUGUUGGGAUUCAUGAUUUGCACUCCAGAGGGAUUAUUCACAGGGAUUUGAAACCAGACAACCUUCUCAUUGAUAGUACGGGUCAUCUCAAGCUUACUGAUUUCGGCUUAUCUAGGAUCGGUGUCGUCGGAAGACAUACUGCUCAACACAGAAAGAGUUCAAGUUCGGAGCACGCCAUUGAGCUUUUCAGAAAGAGUAUUCUGAGUGGUGGUACAUUACCACAAAGCCCCCUAAUUCCCAGCGGAAGUGGUGAUUCUCCAGAAUUGUUACCUUCAAUGCACCAUAAAAGGACAUCCUCAGUGACGCCAUUUUCUUUAUCGCCAACAUUGGAGCAUAUCAAGCACAAGCCUGGUCCAAGUUCUACUCUCCCAGUGAACCCAACAAAGAUGUCCCCAUCUGAGCCUGGCCCACAAACUCAAAAGAAGAGGUCUGGUUCAAUGCUCAAGUCUAGUGGGACUAGAUCAGGCUCCAACAGCAGCGGUGUCGACUCUCCAGGCUUGAAACCAUCCCUUCCCAGAACUUCUUCCGAUUCUUCAUUUGCCAUUGUUGACGACGAUUUCCAAUACAGUCCACAUCAGUAUGACAACAGCAUCAGCUCCUUCGCUCUUUACAACCCUGAGGAAGAAGGUGAGGUAAAGAAGUUUGUUGGUACCCCAGAUUAUCUCUCCCCAGAGACAAUUACAGGCGAUAGGCAAGGUGAGUACUCCGACUGGUGGUCUAUUGGGUGCAUCCUUUUCGAGUUUUUGUUUGGAUAUCCACCUUUUCAUGCGGACACUCCGGAUCAAGUUUUCAAAAACAUCCUCAAUGGUGAUAUUGAUUGGCCUCCUUUACCAGAGGACGAGGAAAAAGAAAUUUGUCCUCCUGAGGCAAAGGAUUUGAUAAAGCGUCUUCUUGUGUUGAAUUAUGAAGACCGAUUGGGUUUUAAUGGAGCGGACGAGAUAAAGCUGCAUCCAUACUUCCGCCAAAUAAAUUGGGACACAUUAUACUCGGAGGUGCCGGACUCGUUUGUUCCAAUAGUUGAUGACCCGGAAUCUACAGACUACUUUGAUUCAAGAGGUGCUGAUAUGUCACACUUUCCUCUUGAUGACGAUGAUGGGGACGCUGAUGAUGAACAACUCCCAGCGUCAGCCAAGGAACUUGAAACCCAGGACGGUUACUUCGGCGCUGAACCUCCUUCACAGCAUCUUUCCCUUCCAGCUUCGCCAAUGCUCAGUAGACGCGAGAGAAGAAGCAGCAAGUUGGCGGAUACUAGUGAGUUUGGUUCUUUCCAUUUCCGUAACUUGAAUGUGCUUGAGCGUGCUAACAAGGACGUCAUCAACAGGCUAAAGAACGAGCACCUUGAGCAUAGGAAUAGCUUUUCGUCAUCAUCAUCGGAAUCCACUCCAUUGGGACAUACCAAAUCAAGAGGCCUGUCAGUUUCAUCUACAAUUGUUAACCCUGGAAGUCCUUUCAAGAGGCCAGUCUCUCCUGUCGCAAACAGGUCACAAUCUCCAGUGAAAGACAAGGGUAGCACUGGAUCACUUAAAAGAGAGAGCUCUAGUAAGAGCAGUAGUGGAUCUGUCAAGACUACCGUGGAAGAAAAGGCUCCUUCAGGCAAGCCAAGUGCAUCUUCUCUUGCCCGAAACCUUCUUCAAAGAAACUCAGGCGAUGUCCUUUACUCUCCACCUGCAUCAGACCCUGAAGAUAGUUCAUCUGCUUUAUCCAGAGUGAGACAGAGGAGGGAUAGUUUAAGAAGAGGAGGUAGCUUUGGAGCUGCUGGACCACCUGACGGUGUCCUAUCUCCAGAUGGAUCAUUUAAGUUUGAAGGAGGGGGAGGAGGGCUUGACGUUUUAUACUGUGAGCCCAUCCCAAUCGUCAGACAUACUGUCGGGAAGAUCAUGGAGAAGCAGGGUUGCGUCGUUCUUUCAAUCUCAGAUGGCGAUGAUCUUAUAAGAAGAGCCACCAGUCAAGUGAAGUUUGACUUUAUAUUUACAGCGCUCAGGCUACAUAAAGUGGACGCUAUUGACGCCGUAAAAUUGAUCAGAUACACCAAUGGCAUCAACAGCGAUACUCCAGUGAUCGCUGUUACAGGAUUUGCCAAAGAAGCACAGGACCUGAACAUGUUCGAUGCCAUCUUGGAAAAGCCUAUUGAUGCAACACAGAUUCAGGGUGUGAUCAACAAAUUCCAAUGCCACGAUGUGGCAGUUGAGUCUGAUCCUGAGGAUUAG